CUGCUCGCCCGGGCCGCACAGAGCAGCUGCAGAAGCAAGAUGUCGGCGACGUGCGUGUUCCCCAUGUGUGUGCGCGCCGGCCGCGGCCUGUUGCUGCGGCCGCUCGCUCCCACGGCCGCCCUGAGGACUCUGUCCGCGGACAAGGCGCCGGCCGGGGCGGCCGGGACCCCCGCCGGGGCGGGCGGUGCCGGCGGUGCCACGGGCGGACUGGCGCAGGCGAUCCUCCAGGAGAGGCUGCAGCAGCAGAGCCAGGGCCAGCCCCCCCCCGGAGGAGAGGAGGGGGAGAAGGAGAAAGAAAACACAGACGACAAGAAGACGAAGGAGAACACGGCCUACGCCAAGAAGAUGGUCCUGCGGCUGGCGGGCCUGAUGGGCCUGGGCGGCGCCGUCGGCAUGGUCUACGUCUUCGGCUCCAACUCGGUGGACGAUCAAGGAAACCCGAUCCCAGACGAGUUCGACAAAGAGCCGCCGGUCGUCCAGCAGAUGAAGAGGACGUUCAAAUACUUCCAGGAUUACCGACAGAUGAUCAUCGAGCCCACGAGCCCCAAGCUGCUGCCGGACCCGCUGAAGGAGCCGUACUACCAACCCCCGUACACGCUGGUGCUGGAGCUGACGGACGUGCUGCUGCACCCCGAGUGGUCGCUUUCGACCGGCUGGCGUUUCAAGAAGCGUCCGGGCAUCGAGUAUCUGUUCCAGCAGCUGACGCCGCUGUACGAGAUCGUGGUGUUCACGGCGGAGACGGGCAUGACAGCGUUCCCCCUGAUCGACAGCAUCGACCCGCAGGGCUUCGUCAUGUACCGGCUCUUCAGGGACGCCACGCGCUACAUGGAGGGUCACCACGUCAAGGACGUGUCGUGUCUGAACCGCGACACCAGCAAGGUGAUCGUGGUCGACUGCAAGAGGGAGGCGUUCCAGCUGCAGCCCUUCAACGGGCUGGCGCUGCGCAAGUGGGACGGCAGCUCGGAUGACCGGACGCUGUACGACCUGGCCAACCUGCUCAAGACCAUCGCCCUGAGCGGUGUGGACGACGUCCGCUCUGUGCUGGAGAACUACGCUCUGGAGGACGACCCCAUCGAGGCCUUCAAACGCCGGCAGGCCCAGCUGGCUCAGCAGGAGGAGGAGCAGCGCCUGGCGGAGCGGUCGCAGCAGAAGCAGCAGGGCCUCUCUCUGGGCUCCAUCGCCUCGCGGUUCCUACGCUCCAAGCAGCAGUGACUCCGCCCCCAGCCCCACGUCCACCAAUCACAGCGGAGGAGAGGGGCUACGGAGCAGCAGUGACCCCGCCCCCUGCCCCACGGCCACCAAUCACAGCGCAGAGGGAAGGGGAGGGGCUUCCUGCACCAGUGAGAGAGGGACUUCCUUGUUUCUGUGGAGGCGUGGCCUUGCUGAGCCCCGCCCCCGGCUGCUGAUUGGUGCAGAGGAACUGAGACACCCCCCCUGCGGUUGGGGGGCGGCGGCGCUGGCCACGCCCACACCUCCCGAGUGUUUUAUUUUAUUUCCUGUGUGUGGGGGCGGGCCCGUGGAGGCUCCACCCACAUGAUCAUGCCGUUUCCAUGGCAGUAAACGGUCUGGCGGACGACGCCCGGCGCCGUCGUGGCCCCCCCCCCUCCGUGAAGGUCGGGGGGCGUCGCCCAGCGAGGAGGUCACCUGCGGCGGGGAACCACCCCCCCCGACGGUCACCGUGGCAACCGCCUCCUCGGACGCUGCGGGAGGAGCCGGCGGCGUCCGACCCGGCCGGGGCGUCGGAUCCCUCGCCGCCCGGCGGUCAGAGACACGAGACGACGCCGGCGUCCAGAACCGGUUCUGUUACAUCAUCAGAAUUCAUAAUAAACAAGAUAAACAAACAAAA
Cololabis saira (Pacific saury) is the source of this 1846-nucleotide messenger RNA. It is a transcript of the gene timm50, whose product is annotated as translocase of inner mitochondrial membrane 50 homolog (S. cerevisiae). The transcript has 11 exons. Gene Ontology annotation, molecular function: phosphoprotein phosphatase activity. NCBI's taxonomy places the organism in Eukaryota, Metazoa, Chordata, Actinopteri, Beloniformes, Belonidae. The coding region runs from base 40 to 1212 and encodes 390 amino acids. The record is from RefSeq and is a predicted model, not a curated record.